This is a messenger RNA of Struthio camelus australis, 744 nucleotides long. NCBI's taxonomy places the organism in Eukaryota, Metazoa, Chordata, Aves, Struthioniformes, Struthionidae. The record is from RefSeq and is a predicted model, not a curated record.
AUGGGGGGUUUUCCAGCCCUGCUGCUCUUGCUGGCACUACCAGGAUCACGCAUGGCAGGAGAGGACCUGCAAGUGUUUCUGCAAACAGAGGGAGAGUCCUUCAAAACUAACUGCUCAUCUGACACGCACAAGAGUUUACAUGAGAUGAAAUUCUGGUGCAAGGAGCUAUCAGAGAAAUCUUGUCCAGUCUUAGCCUCGAGUUCCCCUUUAACAGAAAGGAUGAACCUUAACCAUGCGCUGCGUCGUUCAGUCGACCAGACAGACAUUGGACGUGGCUGGAUUUCUGUGAUCAAGAGAGCACUUCGAAGAGACGAUUCUGGCAUAUGUUAUUGUGAGGUUUGUGUUGAUCUGCAGAAUAAUCUACUGCAAAGAAUACAGAUGAUGGUUUCAGCUGAGGGAAAAGGGAUGGACUUUGAGAGACCUCCUGCUAUCAGACAAGCAGCGCUGCAGGAUAUAAGAAACAAAGCAAGCAGAAUGCCAGAUGGGGAACUGAAGCACAAUGUAGUAUAUGCUGUGAUAAGGCACCAACCUCAACCAAAGUCUGAAGAUGUUAUAUACAUCAACAUACAGCCUUCCCCAAAAGUUUUCUUCCACCUUCAAGAACCACCAGGCAACUCAGUUUCCUCAGGGCCUGUGGAAUAUGCUACUGUUAUUUUUCGAGCCACAACUUCUCAUUCUGGAACCGAAAAAAAACAAACAGGUCCACCUAAACAAAGCAGCACGAAGCCUUGGACUUAUUCAUGA